Messenger RNA from Cinara cedri, 1977 nucleotides. The record is from the annotation of a GenBank genome assembly. NCBI's taxonomy places the organism in Eukaryota, Metazoa, Arthropoda, Insecta, Hemiptera, Aphididae.
GUUCGUACUUUGUAAUAAAUGUUUUAUAUUUUUAAUAUUUAUCGUAUAUCUCUUUUUUCAUGAAUAUUCCAUGCUUAACUUUUAUAAUUACAUAUUAUUAAGUUUCAAUAAACGAAAUGACAUCCUCUGAAACAUUAGAGGUAGCAUUUGUAACGGACGGUACAUCAGGAGCCACAGUAUGGGACACAGCAAAUGGUACUAUGCUGAAAACGUACAGACACACAGCUUCUUUGGGCCAAAACUGUGUUAGUUUAUUAGGAAAUGAUUACCUUAUUGCCGCCGACAAAGGGCCUCUUAUCCAUACUUGGCCGAUCAACAGUCAAGAAAAAACACAUCAAGUUCGUAUGCUAUGUGGAGGUAAAAUCAAUUCAUUGGCUGCAAGUCCAGACGGCUUGUAUAUUGCAGUUGCAAUUGGUGAGAAACUGCAGGUUUGGAUGGUAAGUAAUAAAGAAGGCCAUACUCGUAAUUGAGUAAUUAGCGAACUUUAUUUCUAUAUAAUAAAUAUACACUUCCCUGUUAGUCCAUUGUGUUAAGUUUCCACGACUAAUUAAACGCCAAAUUCAAAAAUCAAAUUGACUAGUAAAUGUAGGUACUUAUGAUUAUAUUAAUGUGCAUUUAUUUAUUUAGUGUUGUUCUGGAAAGCUAUUGACUACUGUAAAUAGACAUUUUCAACCAAUCACCAUUAUUAAGUGGUCUUCAGAUGGAUCUUAUUUAGUCACUGGUGAUUAUUUAAAUUUUAUUCAUGAAUUUUAAAAUUAUUAUAUAAUGUUUACAAUUUCUAGGUGGUGAAGAUGGUAUUGUUUGUGUAUGGUCUUUGGUAAAAUUAAUAAAUAUGUCUAAAGCUUUUAUGAUACAAACAUUUUUUUCUGGUGAUCAAACAGAUCAAUCUGCACCUAAUUACACAUUUUCUGAUCAUUCUGUAAGAAUAACAGGAAUAUAUAUUGGUAAUUGUACAAGGUGCAUACGCAUUUUUACUACUUCAGUUGACAAAACUUGCAAAGUAAAUUAAUACAAAUUAUAUUAUUUUCAUUGAUGUUUUAAUUUUUACACCUACCAAUUUUAUUUAGAUUUAUGAUCUUUCAACCGGUAUCAUGUUAUUGUCAAUUGCAUUUGAUGUUAUUCCAUCCAGCCUCACUGUUGAUUCUGUAGAAACUGCCGUUUAUAUUGGUACUUCUACUGGUCCUAUACGCUCGUUAGAUUUGACAUCUCCACCACGCACAAGGGAAUGUUAUAUAACCGAAAAAGAAACUGGUGUCAAAUUUAUUGGUCAUUCAAAAGCUGUAACUGCUUUAAGUGUGUCAUUAUUUGGUGAUACAUUAGUAUCUGGAUCAACUGAUUGUACUCUAAGAACAUGGCACAUAGCAAGUCGUCAAUGUUUACGUACCAUUCAAUUAAAAGAACCUGUUAUAAAUAUGUUUUUAACAUUAACACCACGUCAGUUAACUAAUAGUGAAUUAGAUUCAAGUAUUAUAUUAAGGAGUUUUAAAAAAACAGAAGAACAAAAUGAUGAUUAUUUUAUUGAAGUGUUUUGUAAUAAUGAUUUGUUUGAUGAAGAAAAUGAUACUUUUGGUCAUGUAGAAGAUACUAGUAUACGUGAAGAAUUGGAAAAAAUUAAAACUAUUAAUACAAGAAUUUAUGAAUUUGCACUUAAUUCUAUUUUAAAAGAUAAUGAACCAAAUUUAAAAGAGGUAAACAAAUAUUUUAGUGAAUUUGAAAGAAUGUGUUUAAAUUAUUUACGUGUAUUAAUAUAUUUUAUAUUUUCAGGAUAUUGAUAUUAGUUCCUUUUCAUUGAUUGAUUUGGAAUCUUAUGGAGAAAAAAAUGGCUUCAACAGCAAUAACAGUGGUGAUGAAGAAUCCUCAAUUGUAGAUUUAAAUGAAUGUUCUAAUAUUCCAAAACGGAAAAAGAAAAAUAGAAAAAGAAGUAAAAAAAGUAAAAAGAAUCCUAAUGUUGAAAAUAUAAGUUACAUUUAUAUGUAA